This is a messenger RNA of Letharia columbiana, 1743 nucleotides long. RefSeq lists its product as uncharacterized. The record is from RefSeq and is a predicted model, not a curated record. Gene Ontology annotation, cellular component: chaperonin-containing T-complex. The transcript has 5 exons. NCBI's taxonomy places the organism in Eukaryota, Fungi, Ascomycota, Lecanoromycetes, Lecanorales, Parmeliaceae. The coding region runs from base 1 to 1743 and encodes 580 amino acids. Gene Ontology annotation, biological process: protein folding. Gene Ontology annotation, molecular function: ATP-dependent protein folding chaperone; ATP binding; ATP hydrolysis activity.
AUGGCAGGAAUGUUUGAGCAACCUAGAAACGCGGGUACUCUUUUCCUCGGUGGAACAAAGAUCAGUGGUGCAGAUAUUCGAGAUCAAAAUGUCCUUGCUACACAAGCUAUUGCCAAUGUAGUAAAGAGUUCGUUUGGUCCCUCGGGACUAGACAAAAUGAUGGUGGACGACAUUGGGGACGUCACAGUGACCAACGAUGGGGCAACUAUCCUGAGCCUUCUUGAUGUGGAGCACCCUGCAGGGAAGAUACUCGUGGAUUUAGCACAGCAGCAGGACAAGGAGGUUGGCGAUGGAACAACUUCAGUAGUCAUAAUAGCUGCGGAACUCCUACGGCGAGCAAAUGAGCUCAUGAAGAACCGAAUACAUCCAACUACAAUUAUAACAGGCUACCGGCUGGCUCUUCGAGAAGCGGUGAAAUACAUGAACGAGAACAUAAGCACUAAGGUCGAAAACCUAGGCAGGGAAUCCCUCAUCAACAUAGCAAAGACUUCGAUGUCAAGCAAGAUCAUCGGCUCAGAUUCAAAAUUCUUCUCAAACAUGGUGGUGGACGCCAUGCAAUCUGUGAAAUCAACCAACAAUCGCAACGAAACCAAAUAUCCUGUGAAAGCUGUGAAUGUCCUCAAAGCUCACGGAAAGAGCUCUACAGAGUCGGUGCUCGUCAAAGGAUACGCUCUAAAUUGCACCGUCGCCUCGCAAGCCAUGAAGACCCGAAUAACAGAUGCCAAGAUCGCCUGCCUGGACAUGAACUUGCAGAAAGAGCGCAUGAAACUCGGCGUCCACAUAACAGUUGACGACCCACAACAGCUGGAGCAAAUCCGCAAACGUGAAGCCGGCAUGGUCAUGGAACGUGUCGAGAUGAUUCUCAAAGCCGGCGCCAAUGUUGUCUUUACUACAAAGGGCAUCGAUGACCUAGUCCUCAAACAAUUCAUUGAAAAAGGUGCCAUGGCUGUGCGGCGAUGCAAAAAAGAGGAUUUGCGGAGAAUAGCAAAAGCCACAGGAGCUACGCUUGUCUCUUCUCUCUCGGACCUCAACGGCGACGAGAAAUUUGAAGCAGCUUCCUUGGGUCAUGCAGAAGAGGUAGUGCAAGAGCGCAUCUCAGAUGACGAGUGCAUCCUCGUCAAGGGUACCAAAGUGCAUACAUCUGCGUCGAUCAUCCUGCGCGGCUCGAACGACUACCAACUGGACGAGAUGGAGCGCUCGGUGCACGACUCCCUCUCCGCCGUCAAACGCACCCUGGAAAGUGGUAGUAUCGUACCCGGAGGUGGCGCUGUGGAAACAGCACUGCACAUCUACCUAGAAGAAUUCGCCGUCACAGUCGGCUCAAGAGAACAACUCGCCAUCGGCGAAUUCGCCCAAUCCCUCCUCAUCAUCCCCCGCACCCUUGCCGUGAACGCCGCCAAAGACUCUUCCGACCUUGUUGCGCAACUCCGCUCCUUACACGCCACCUCCCAACGCAUACAAGAUACCCCUGCCCCUCCCUCUUCACCCUCCAAAGGCUCAAAGUCUCCGAGCGCGGAGGAUAAAGCGAUGGCGAAGCGCAAGAAUUACAAGAACUACGGGUUGGAUCUGACGAGGGGGAAAGCGGUAGAUCAGAUCAAGGCGGGCGUGUUGGAGCCGAGUAUGAGUAAGGUGAAGCAACUGAAGAGUGCGGUGGAGGCAUGCAUUGCCGUUAUGAGGAUAGAUACGCUUAUCAAGCUGGAUCCAGAACAGAGAGGGGGCGGGGACGAUGGGCAUGGUCAUUAG